Molecule: messenger RNA, 2955 nt
Organism: Linum trigynum
Lineage: Eukaryota; Viridiplantae; Streptophyta; Magnoliopsida; Malpighiales; Linaceae
Source: the annotation of a GenBank genome assembly
GGGUCAACCCGCGGGUUGACAACCUUGCUUCCCAUACAUGGUUUUAGCCUAUUUCCUUACAAGAACUAACAGAUGUCCUUGUCCAACAAGGACAACUACUAAUUAUCUUAUAUGUAAAAAGCGACUACACUUUAUUUUGCCAACACUGUUUCAUUAUUUGUCGUGUUGUGGUUGAGGCCCAAUAGAACUUCUUCCGAUUUGUCAAGUUUUGCUCUCUCGGACUUCUUCGGCUGCCGCACGUCCUCCUGCAUCUAAUCACUCUGGGGCGAUUCACAGAGACAGAGUUUGACGGUUCCGUGCGGCUACUCCCACACGCCACCACCAUACUUUCUACAUUCACCGUCCCCUCACAACUCAUCCCAAAAUCCCCAACUGCGGUGCCUUCCGUCCUUGCAGCAAGAGCCCAUGCCUUCCCUUCGCGAUCGUACCCCAGCAUCCGCAAUUGCAUCCCGUCGUGUCCCUGUCCAAAAAUCCGCAGCUGCAUUCUUGUCCUUGGUCGUGGGUCGUGGCCGUACUUUCUCCAGACUUUCUGGAUCUUUGUCGUUGCUGACACACGCCACCGCCCAUGGAACCUCUUCACAGAUGGUCAGGCACGGCAACACCCAUGAAUCGGUCAGUUCUCACCUUGCUCCAUUCGAUUAGGGGCCUACCGUUGCAUAAAGGACGAUUUAUCUCCUCUGGCUUCUUUCCGAUUGUUUUCUCACUCCCCUCUACAGACCCAGCUUUUCGACCACAGUUCUUUUCCAUCAAAUUGCCUCUCUUCUACUUUCAGAUUUGCUGCUGAAUCAGACUGAGCGAAGGUCUGCCUGUGACCAUAGACAAGGGAUAUCGUUGUAGGUGCCACUGUCUCUCCUCGAUGCCUCCAUGACAACUCUUUUCCUCCCCUCUCUGAACCAUAUGGCCUUUGUUUGCAGGUUUUGAGGUCGACCUGUGUUCGGAGGUAGAUAAUUGGCCUGAAACUCAUAGCAGGAGACCAGACCACACCCGACGGCUUUCUGGAUCUCUCUUGCUCUCUCUAGAUCCAGUAGUGGCGAAACCAACGCAGACGGAUAAAAUCAUCUAAUGGUGAGCUCUUACUUCUCUGCGUCUUUGUUAAUAUUGUUAAUUUCAAUUUCUCAGUUUUAGACUCUCGCUGCAGAGCACGUCGGUGUCAAUUAAUAUUCUAAUGAUGUGAUUUAUAUGCCAUGGGGUGGGACAACCGGUGGCGGUGAUGGAGCACCAGAAGGCCGAUGUGGAAGUUGGUGGAAGAAGGAAGAAGCUCGGCGGCAGUCGAGGAGGGGAAAAAGACCAGAAAGCAAAAAAGCCACUGAGAGGGGACCUGUCAAGUUGGAGCAUAGUUGUCGGAAGAGAGUUAACAGAACUGAGAUUGAAGCCAAGCCCAACUGGAGUUUCGAGUCUCUAUUGUCGGAGGUUGAUUCGCUCGAGGAGAAGCUUAGUUGGAUGCCCAAUUUCUCGGUACCUUACUAAAAAUCAAUCUAGGUGCUGAAUCCUAUUUCCACGUAGUUCAAAAUAAAUAAUCCAAAACUCGAUUCCUGUGAUUUGGAUUGGUUUUCGUCGUUAACUUUGAGAGAUUUUUUGUGUUAUUUUCCUACAGGAUAUCCGGAUCAAAAUCAACCAAAUGCUGUUUCUCUGCUUUCAGAUUCCUGCAAGUUACUAUAGCCAGCAAAUGAUGGAGGAAAUGGCCUUCUUGGCUUAUAAUCGGGCUCUUAAGCUCUAUUUUAUGAUAAUAAUAAUUCUUCACCAUUCUAAAUUUUAUUAAUUUAACUGCUUUGCUGCUGCUACAAUACCAUAUCAGAAAGGUUGUUUGCAUAUCUGGAGUAGGGAGGUAGUCUAUUUAUAUUAACCAAAUUGUUCCUAUCAAAUUCAGCUAAAGUUUUGCCAUGUACAUGUUCGUCCUGCAAAUUUUCUAGAUGCAAAUUGUUUCUGUUUCCCUCUUUGCUCUGUGUGCUUAAGUUGAAGUUUGUACAUAUAAAUGUUUUCUAUAAUUUUCAGUUGGUUUAUGUGUAGGUGGCAGUCAAUGAUGUUCUAACAGUUGCUGAUAUGAAGUUGUGCCAGCCAAUGAUGUGUAAGUGAUGUUCUGUGUUUUGGGAUGGUAGAUGGAUAUAAGGAAUUUUAAUCUUUAUGACAGUUAAGUUUUCAAUUGCUUUUCUCUUUCUGGGUUUUGUUUCAAACCAACUGGAUCCUGAAUGCUAUUUGUUGCUUCAUUGGUUUGUAAUUUGUUAGGUCUUUGUCAACCUCAUGUUUGUCCAAUGCCGAGUCUAAUCCUAGCUAAUGUAUUAUGUGAAGUUUAUGUUGGAUUCCAUGUGAAUAACUAUUACAAUUAGUUGAUGCCCCACUUGAUUCCAGUUUCAAAGCAUAAUUUGGAUUUGUACAAAACACAGUACUUAUAGCAGAGUGUUCUAGGAUGAGCCGAAGUAACGUUAUGUGAUGAGUUUGUCAUUAAAAGGUUAGGUGUUAACCAUUGCCUCUGUUUUUGUGUGAUUCUGAUGUACGGGCAACGAAAGAGUUUUGUGUUCACAUUCUACUCUUAACCUUUUCGCGAUUUCAAUUUGUGGCUUUUUCUUUCAUUUAAUCUUGCAUGCGUAAGGUUGCUUUGUGCCAAGCUCUACUCUAUAAAAUGUUUUUUCUCUUCCUCUUAUAGAAGUGAUGAGUCGGUUUGAUUUUGCAUUCUUUAGGUGCUUUUAUGGAAACGGAUGGUUAGCUGUGCUUAGGAUGAAAGCGGGAAUAAAAACUUUUUAACUUGAUUUGGUUUGAAGAAAAAAAGGAACCAAAUUGUUUGUUGAUGGAAAGUAAAGGACCCCAAGAAGAAAAAGGUUGGUCAGGAUAGGUCAUUGUGUAACUCGAGGGGAUAUGAUCAUGCUGUUGCAACUUUAGUUCGGGUAUUGAUUAGUUGAUGAAAUGACCAUAAACAUGACUCUCCAACUCCUUAUUUGAUCAUAAACUAAACUGUCCAUC